AUGCACCGUUCCGAAACUUUGUUGGCAUUUUUGGACGAGCAAAACAUCAACUUAUUUGAGCACUCUGUGCUGUUCCCAGACCUCAACGCGAUCGAAAACGUCUGGGGCAUGAUGGUGCAGUAUGUGAAUGCCAUCCCCAAGACCAUUGUGACCUCGGACGAACGCCAGCCAACCAAUCUUCGUGGCACUUGGUUGAUCGCGAAACGAGUGCUUGUUCAGGAACAUGCCACUACGUUCCAGUACGAUGGGGCGGAUGGAUGGCACUACUGUAUGGCUGGAUCGCGACACCUCAUUCCCAUGAAAUUGCGGGCGUAUUUGUUUCGAAACCACCCGGCCCAUCCAACGUCUACGGACGUGAUAGCCACGGUCUCUAGUAUGCCGUUUUUCGUCAUGUCGUAUCGCCCGUCGUGCAAAGCCUGCCAAGCCAGCACCAACACCCGCGACGCGUCGCGUGAUCGCGCCGGCGUGUUUCGCUUGAGCGACGGAUUACAGCAAGGAGUGUUGGCCCACCGGGGCAGUCAAUCGGAAAUGUUGCCCUUGACCCCGAGCGUGGCGCCACCGGCUACGGCGGACCACGAACAUCUGGUGGCCAUGGUUGUGAUGGGCUUCAGACGUACCAACGUCGACACAACUCCCCCCCAAUACAAUACCAACACAACAUUGCUGUCGACCUCAAUCACAACCAAGCUGUGUAUGGACAUCGCAGUGGUGCUGGCCAAAUAUCGAUCGAGUUUGCAGGCGUUUUUGCAGCAACAUGCAACCGACAUCUUGGACCAACGCCGGCUCUGGCUUGGCUACGAGCAAUAG
Messenger RNA from Aphanomyces astaci, 807 nucleotides. RefSeq lists its product as hypothetical. The transcript is spliced from 5 exons. The record is from RefSeq and is a predicted model, not a curated record. The coding region runs from base 1 to 807 and encodes 268 amino acids. NCBI's taxonomy places the organism in Eukaryota, Oomycota, Saprolegniomycetes, Saprolegniales, Verrucalvaceae. Gene Ontology annotation, molecular function: nucleic acid binding.